AUGGGUGGAAUGGUUGUACGAAGAGGUUUGGUGAUACUGAAUAAGUACUUCCCAAUUUCAGCUCUUGCACCAUCUCCUGAUCAGGCUCCUAUGAGUCCGAUAAACAAGAAAGUUUAUGCUUGCGGGGAACGAUGUGUGAACAGAUGCAUGAAGGAAUCAUCAGAGUACCCAGCCUACUCAACAUGUAUGGAGCUCUGCAUUAGAACUCUAGUGGAUGGUGUCUACAGUUGUACACUAGCAAUGGUGCCCGCGCGAUGCUGCAGGUUUUAA
This is a messenger RNA of Prunus armeniaca (apricot), 270 nucleotides long. The record is from the annotation of a GenBank genome assembly. NCBI's taxonomy places the organism in Eukaryota, Viridiplantae, Streptophyta, Magnoliopsida, Rosales, Rosaceae.